Drosophila subobscura is the source of this 726-nucleotide messenger RNA. RefSeq lists its product as uncharacterized. The transcript is spliced from 2 exons. The record is from RefSeq and is a predicted model, not a curated record. The coding region runs from base 188 to 457 and encodes 89 amino acids. NCBI's taxonomy places the organism in Eukaryota, Metazoa, Arthropoda, Insecta, Diptera, Drosophilidae.
CAGCCACAGCUACAGCUCUACCUUCAGCAAAGUCUGCAGUUUCAGUCGCGCGUCGUCGCUCCAAGCGUGAGGUUCAAGCCAAGAGAGUACCGAGCUCAGUAGAUCACACCGAAGAUCGAAGCUAACCAGCCGAACAAAGCACACAGAGGAGACUACGUUCACGAAGAAGAGGAAGGAAGGGGCAAACAUGGAGACCUAUCUGACAGAGAUCAAACAAUUGCGCAUACCACGCCCGAAAUUCGAGCCCAACAGUUGCCACCAGCAACACCAACAUGCGGUGGCAGGCACAUCGACAAGCUCCAGCACCACCUCCAACACGCCCACGCCCCCCCAUCAUCAUCAGCGGCCGUGGCGACACUUUGUGCGACCCUUUACGCCGCCACGUGAUUACCAUCUGCCGAUGGUGGCCGGAGGAGCAUGGUCCGCGGAGGAGGCCUCCAUGCACGACAAGAUGUGAGGCGGAGUCGGCGGAGUAGGAGGCGCGGCAGGAGCGGUCUGCGGUCCGUUUGACCUGCCAUCGCAUUGCUUACACUUAUUGGCUAUAUGCACAUGCUAUACAUAACAUAUAUAUCUCUCUCUCUGUAUAUGUACAUAUGUACGAUAUAUACAUACUUAUAAUUGCAUAAUUUAGUGAUUCAGUUUAGUGUUUAGUUAUGUAGUUUAGUUACCUUAAAUAUAUAGAGUUACAAUUACAGAUGCAAGGAAUAAAGUAUACAAAAAGUUGUA